AUGACAGAAAAACCAAUUAGUCUCGAGGACAUCUACAAUUUAAUUGCAAACUCCAAUACGGAACUCAAGGGUGAAAUUGAGCAACUAAAUAAGAACAUCACAGAAGUAAAAAAGGAGAUAGAGAACAGGAAUAAUAAAUUUAAAGAAAUUAAAGAAGAAAAUAAAACAUUAAAAAGCAAACUGAAUGUGCUUGAAGCUAAGUCGAAGAAGUACAACGUAGUUGCGUAUGGCAUAAAUGAGGAAGAUAAAGGAGCAGCAGAACCAAACAAAAUAUUUUGA
Molecule: messenger RNA, 279 nt
Organism: Acanthoscelides obtectus
Lineage: Eukaryota; Metazoa; Arthropoda; Insecta; Coleoptera; Chrysomelidae
Source: the annotation of a GenBank genome assembly